Molecule: messenger RNA, 1081 nt
Organism: Aspergillus novofumigatus IBT 16806
Lineage: Eukaryota; Fungi; Ascomycota; Eurotiomycetes; Eurotiales; Aspergillaceae
Product: retropepsin-like aspartic protease
Exons: 3
Coding region: 96-950 (284 amino acids)
Source: RefSeq, a predicted model, not a curated record
CUCCCGGUGUCACAGCACCUCAAACUCCCACUCCCAUCCCACUGCCUCCCCUUACCGGAAGCUCAUCAUCACUAAAUAACGGUUGAUCGCGGGAGAUGCGGUCUUCUGGCCGCGGGCGUCACGCUCCGUCGUUCGUCGCCAGGUUACGGGCUCGCCUUCGUUUUCGCCGCGACGUCCCUGUGCGUACUGACGACCGAGUGUCCCAUCCAUCAGCCUCGGCAUCCCGUCAUACAUUGACCUCGACAUCGACAUUGACAUUGACAUUGACGUCAACUUCCCCCGACCCUCACCACAGCCGCGACCAGAGGAGCAGCCAUCAUUCCAAUUGCGGCCCACAGCCCGCUUCGCCCAUCACCCUACCUCCACAAAGCCUGGACAGAAUUUUCCAGUUCCCCGCAUUCUUCCUCAAGCGUAACUCAGAGAAGGCGGGAGGGCUCAUUUUUCUCGACACAGGGGCUAGAGUCAAUUUAAUCUCUAGCGAUAUGGUGGGGCGAUUGGGUCUCUGCCGUCAACGCAUCAGCCCCCGCAAAUUAGUCCCGUUUUACUCUGGAUUGAAAGAGAAGACAGAGCUCACGGUUGAGUAUCAAGUUCAGGUGGAUUGGCACUUUGAAAAUGGGGAGAGAACUUAUACCACUGAAUUUUUGGUUAUCGAUAUGCCCUGCUACGAUAUACUGCUUGGAUGCGAUGAGAUCAGAAAAAAUGAGUUGUUGACGCUGGGGUCGGAAUCAUCUAAAAAGGCUGAUAGAUCGGGGUCCACGACCGUCUACCUAAGACGGUGUGUCACAUCACUGGCUCCCUCUCUGCCAAACCACCGCAUGCUGUGUCAUUUGAUUUUUCUAAUUCUUCGGGUGGGCGCAUCUUGUGACACAUUUCAUAACCUCCUCCCUCAUUCCCCCCCCCCUUUUGGCGUCCCAGUCUUCUCCUUCUCUGCAUGGAUGGGUCCGGAUUGACGCAUUUACAUUGUCUCGUUUAUUUCUGCUCAUUGUGAUGGUGGAGCUAUUUGACAGAUCAGUUUCAUAUGCAUAACAUGCCGCCGGUUGCAUUCGUUUCCCAGCAUGCGUGACCUAAGGUUUUAAUGACU